UUUUUAGCAGAAACCUGUCCAGUUAUGUAGCUAUAUAUCACAAGGGAAAAAAAUACUCUAUGUCAACAGUUUAUAUGCAUUUGAAAUGUGAAAGGUUAUAUGUGAAGACGAUAGAAAGAUGUCUAAACCAGAACUAUGGAUAUGAUUCAAUGGUUAACUUAUUUCCUAAAUGAAUGAGAAAGGAAACAGGUUGCUGCAAGCUUCUGCUCUCACUUCCUUAUGAGAGAAGACACAGACACUGUCCCAGAAAGAACCAGGCCAUUGUGCACGCUCGUCUCAGGCAAUCAUGGGUAACUGGGUGGAGAAUGAAGGACUGUCCAUCUUCGUCGUUCUUGUGUGGCUGGGCUUGAAUGUCUUCCUCUUUUGGUGGUACUACCUUGCCUAUGAUAUCCCACCAAAAUUCUUCUACACCAGAGUACUCCUUGGCCGUGCUUUGGCUCUGGCAAGGGCCCCUGCAGCUUGUCUGAAUUUCAAUUGCAUGCUGAUUCUGCUGCCAGUAUGUCGAAACUUGCUCUCCUUCCUCAGAGGAUCAAGUGCGUGCUGCUCUACCCGUGUCAGACGACAGCUGGACAGGAACCUCACCUUUCACAAAAUGGUGGCAUGGAUGAUUGCCCUUCAUACUGCCAUUCACACCAUUGCACAUUUAUUCAACGUGGAGUGGAGCGUGCAAGCCCGUGUUGAAGAGGAAGGCACUCUGGCAGCUGCACUCUCUAGCCUUGGUGAUAAGCCACAUGAGAGCUAUGUCAACUUUUUUAGAAAAACUAUUGGGAAUCCUGUGGGAGGCCUCUAUGUGGCUUUCACAUACUUGGCUGGUCUCACUGGUGUUGUCAUCACGCUGGCCCUCAUCCUAAUCAUCACAUCAUCCACCAAAACCAUCCGAAGGUCCUAUUUUGAAGUAUUUUGGUACACCCACCAUCUCUUUGUCAUCUUCUUUAUUGGCCUUGUCAUCCAUGGUGCUGGACGUAUUGUACGGGGGCAGACAGAUGAGAGCCUGGAUGAACAUAAUCCAGAGAUUUGCUACAAGAACUUCACUCACUGGGGAAAGAAGGGGGCUUGCCCAAUCCCCAGGUUUUCAGGGAAUCCCCCUAUGACAUGGAAGUGGGUAAUAGGUCCCAUGUUUCUGUACCUGUGUGAGAGGUUGGUGCGGUUGUGGAGGUCACAGCAGAAGGUUGUUAUCACAAAGGUGGUCAUUCAUCCCUUCAAGACAAUUGAGCUCCAGAUGAUGAAGAAGGGCUUCAAGAUGGAAGUUGGGCAAUAUAUUUUUGUCAAAUGCCCAGCAGUGUCUAAACUGGAAUGGCAUCCAUUUACAUUAACCUCUGCUCCAGAAGAGGAUUACUUCAGCAUUCAUGUCCGUAUUGUAGGAGACUGGACAGAGGGCUUGUUCAACGCCUGUGGAUGUGAUAAGCAAGAAUUCCAGGAGGCAUGGAAGUUGCCCAAGAUAGCUGUGGAUGGCCCCUUUGGAACAGCAAGUGAGGAUGUGUUCAGAUAUGAAACUGUUAUGCUUGUUGGAGCUGGAAUAGGGGUCACCCCCUUUGCAUCUGUACUCAAGUCUGUCUGGUACAAAUACUGCCACGAUGCAACCAACCUCAAACUCAAGAAGAUUUAUUUUUACUGGCUUUGCAGGGACACUCAUGCCUUUGAAUGGUUUGCUGACCUCUUGCAGUCUCUGGAGGCUCAAAUGCAGGAGAGGAAUAACGCAGAAUUUCUCAGCUACAACAUCUACCUUACAGGCUGGGAUGAAUCUCAGGCCACUCACUUUGUAGUGCAUCACGAUGAAGAGAAAGAUGUGAUCACAGGCCUUAAACAGAAAACCUUAUAUGGAAGACCUAACUGGGAAAAUGAGUUCAAAACUAUCGCAGGACAGCAUCCUGGCUCCAGAAUAGGUGUUUUUCUCUGUGGACCUGAGGGCCUAGCUGACACACUCAACAAGCAGAGCAUCAGCAACUCAGAAGCUGACCCACGAGGAGUACACUUCAUUUUUAACAAGGAAAAUUUCUAACUCCCAAAGCAUGUGAAAGCCAUUUGAUACAAAGUCUAAAGACUGGAUCUCCUUUUUCUAUUUGGAGUCUGGGGAGGACAGCCCAGCUUCUAAUCUCAGCUACACUAAUGCAAAUCCCUUUGCUUCUUGGGAAUUAUUUUUGGCACCGUGCUAGAUUUAAAGAGUCAAGUUUUACCUUGGGAAAGUUUGCACUGCCCUCCUGGUGCUGUCAGUUUGGUAAAAUUCUGUUUUCUUUGUGUGAUGGGAUUUCUUCCCAACUAACUGCCACUCCUAUUAUUCAUAAUGACUGCUGAAGGCUCUAGGCAGCCAUAUGCAUUUGGGAGCCAAUUCAUACCCAUAAGGCUUAAUGCUAUUACAGAAUAAAGCAUAAUGCUUGCUAUUAGGAAAUCUCCUUCACAUCAGCAUCUUUCAGGCUUCCAAAUACAAACCUAAAUGGUCCAAGAGAUAACACAGGCAGCUGUUCCUCUUCAGGAAAGCAGAGAACUGGAAAUGGACCACCUGGAUUUCUGAGUGCCACCCCUGCCUGGGCUGAUGAGGAUAGAGUCAAACCAAGUCCCAUGGGUUGUGAGCCAUCUCUUGGCUGAUUAUAACACUUUCAAGUGUCACAUCUUUAAAAUCACAGAGCAGCGAGCCAAACAAGAAGAGAUUUUCUGGUUUCAAGACUGCCAUUUCUGAUUCUGAAGGCUGAUAAAACUUGUUGCUAAAUACUGGUAAUUUUCUGAAGCAUUCUUAAGUGCAUACAGUGCUUUUGGCCCUAUUGUUCAUCUGUUCCUCUUUGAUAAUGAAACAGAGAAAGCAAUAAUCACGUGGGCAGUAGCUGGAAUACCUAUGAAUAAAGUUUCUGCUGUGAACAAGACACCCAUGCACAGCACAGUGCUUCUGUGAAUAUAUACAUAUAUAUUAUUUACAUAUAUACAUAGUACUUCUGUACAUACUUCUCUCAGUAUGUACACUACAGAUAAUAGGUUUUUAAAAAGGGAAGGGAAAAACAAAAGAAAGAAAGAGGGAAACCAAAACUUCUAAUACCAACAGCAGAGGAAAGAAAAGCAUUAAAACCAGCAGCAUAGAAAACAAUAAUGGGAAACAAGUGCAAAAAGCCUUGAAAACCCCACACAGUUCAGUCUACUAAACUGUUAGUGACUUCUAAACUCCUCAGCCAAGCCCUGUAAUAGCUCCUACACAGCACAAACCCUUGCUGACACGUUCUUACAGAAGCAAAUGCUAUCUGGCAAUUUCAGACAAGCUUGCAUAGCCAUCUGGUUGCACAUAGCAUAUUUUAAAACUCCACUUGCCAGACAGGAUGUGUUCUCUCUUCACAGCAUUUUAAAUGUUAUCCAGGCACUCCACGCUACUUCAGGACAGCCUCCAAGUUAUUAGUAUCAACUUCUGGCAAAUGCUGGUGGAGAAUUUUUCAGUUCUUUCCCUCAAAAAAAAAAAAAGGGAGAAACCCCAUAUUUAAAUCUACAUCAUUCUGACUGAAGCACACCUAUUAAAUUAGAACAGAGCAUAAGCAGAAUUAUAGGAACUUCUUCUGUGGAACAGAAAAUACUGAUACUGAAAUAUAAUACAGCUCUCAUCCUGUGCAGAAAGCACUGAAAUAUUUACCUUUGCUUUUAAUUAAUGGAUUUUGAAGGCUUUUAUGCAGUUAGCAAGUGGGCAAAGAGGAAUUGCAAGGGGUCUAACAGAGACAGCAUAUUUGUGAAAUGACAGCUUCACGUGAAGUCUUGGAGGUGAUAUAUUUUAAUUCACCCAUUUAUUUUCUAAAUGUUGCCAUGUUUAUUCUUAGAAUUCCAGUGAUCUUUCCUUACUCAAUUGUAAUGACUCUCCUUAACCUCUUGCAUACUUGUACCAGAGGCUGAUUGUCAUCUCAGACUCAGAAAAAUGAAUUCUGUGCUUAUUAAUAAAUCAGUGUCUUCCUGAAACAUACUAAAAAAAAAUAAGCAGAUGAGAACUUUUCUAUUUCUUUCUGGUAUCCUAGGGUACAUUAAGAAGAGUGUGACCAGCAAGUCAAAGGAGGUUCCCCUUCCCCUCUAGUCUGCCCUGUUGAGACCACAUCUGGAGUGUUGUGUCCAGUUCUGGGCUACCCAGGUCAAGAGGAACAGAGAUAUACUAGAGAGAAUCCAAUGGAGGGCUACAAGGAUGAUUAAAGGUCUGGAACAUUUGUCUUAUGAGGAAAGGCUGAGAGACCUGGGGCUGUUUAGCCUGGAAAAAAAAAAAAAGAGAAGGCUAAGAGGGGAUCUUACUAAUGUCUAUAAAUAUCUGAGGGGUGUGUGUGAAGAAGAAGGUGCUAGUCCCUUUUCAAUGGUGCCCUGUGAUAGGACAAGGGACAAUGGAUAGAAACUGGAACACAAGGGAGUUCCAUCUCAACAUGAGGAAAAACUUCUUUACUGUAAAGGUGACACAGCACUGGAAC
Messenger RNA from Dryobates pubescens (Downy woodpecker), 4412 nucleotides. RefSeq names its product cytochrome b-245 heavy chain (gene CYBB). The coding region runs from base 287 to 1999 and encodes 570 amino acids. NCBI's taxonomy places the organism in Eukaryota, Metazoa, Chordata, Aves, Piciformes, Picidae. The record is from RefSeq and is a predicted model, not a curated record. Gene Ontology annotation, biological process: superoxide anion generation; defense response. Gene Ontology annotation, molecular function: superoxide-generating NAD(P)H oxidase activity. The transcript has 13 exons. Gene Ontology annotation, cellular component: NADPH oxidase complex; plasma membrane.